Macadamia integrifolia is the source of this 1233-nucleotide messenger RNA. Its product is annotated as 2-oxoglutarate-dependent dioxygenase DAO-like. Gene Ontology annotation, biological process: auxin catabolic process. Gene Ontology annotation, molecular function: indole-3-acetaldehyde oxidase activity; dioxygenase activity. Bases 229 to 1125 code for a protein of 298 amino acids. The record is from RefSeq and is a predicted model, not a curated record. Lineage: Eukaryota; Viridiplantae; Streptophyta; Magnoliopsida; Proteales; Proteaceae. The transcript has 3 exons.
ACGUUUUGUCUCGUUCAUCGUUACCUGGUCGCCUUCUUUCUAUUUCUAAAAAGCUUCCAUGAAAGUCAAUAAUGGAAGGCGCAAAGUCUGGAGGCUCAAGGCCAAAUCUCGAAGAAAGAAACCAGAUUAAGCAGUAGGGUUUGCGAAACGAGUCUAAGAGAAGGAAAGAGAGGAUCGAACAGAAAGAAGAAACUCAAGAGUAGAUCUGGGACCGUGUGGUUGUUGAGAAUGACAAUCCCUGUAAUUGAUCUGGAGGACUUCCCAGGGCAGUCUCAGGCGCUUGUAAGAGCAUGCGAGGAGUGGGGAUGUUUCAGAAUCGUCAACCACAAGAUCCCAUCUUUGCUGUUGUCGGAAAUGAAGUCUGUGGUCAGAUCACUCUUCAACCUCCCCAUGGAGAUCAAAUGCCGGAACACCGAUGUGAUCGCCAGCAGCGGCUACUGGCCACCUUCGAAGGAAAAUCCAUUCUAUGAAGCAUUCGGUUUGUUCGACGUCGCCUCCCCACAAGCCGUAGAAACCUUUUGUACUCAGUUGGGCGCUUCCCCGCAACAAAGAGAAACAAUCCUAUCGUAUUCCCGGGCGAUGAACGAGCUGGGCUUGGAGAUAGGGCAGAAGAUAGCGGAGGGAAUGGGAUUAGACUGUGAGUUAACGAAGGGGUGGCCAUGCCAGUUCAGGAUAAACAGGUACAACUUCACACCGGACACCGUGGGUUCCCCUGGGGUCGUCAUGCACACAGAUUCUGGAUUCCUCACUAUACUUCAGGAUGAUGAAAGUGUGGGUGGCCUGGAAGUGAUGGACAAAGCUGGUGCCUUCGUUGUCGUGGAACCCAAGCCAGGGACUCUCCUUGUCAACCUUGGGGACAUGGCCACCCUUUGGAGCAAUGGCAGAUUCUACAAUGUGAAGCACAGGGUGCAAUGCAAGGAGGCAAUAACCCGCUUCUCAAUUGCCAUGUUUGUACUUGGACCCAAGGACAGUGCAGUGGAGGCUCCACCAGAAUUUGUGGACUCUGAACAUCCUCGCCUCUAUUCCCCGAUCACCUUUGAAGAUUUUCGAGAUCUCCGAUUUUCCACAGGAUCUCGUGCUGGGGAAGCUCUUGAACAUGUACGCCUUCAGCCAGCUGGCCCCUGAUAAUUUGAUCUUUCGUCAAACAGAGUGUUUUAAUACAUUUUGAGAGAACUGAUUGAACUCAUAUGGCAAUAAAAAUAAAGAUCCAUAUCUAACUGAUCAUUUUCUCAA